Molecule: messenger RNA, 588 nt
Organism: Teleopsis dalmanni
Lineage: Eukaryota; Metazoa; Arthropoda; Insecta; Diptera; Diopsidae
Product: transcription initiation factor IIB-like
Exons: 5
Coding region: 1-588 (195 amino acids)
Biological process (GO): transcription preinitiation complex assembly; DNA-templated transcription initiation
Cellular component (GO): nucleus; transcription preinitiation complex
Molecular function (GO): TBP-class protein binding
Source: RefSeq, a predicted model, not a curated record
AUGAACAAGACAAAAGCCUUAAUAACUGGUAAAAAUUGGAUAAAAAAAAUUGCUAGGGAGUUGAACUCACCAGAAGCUGUUGUGAAUUCAAGUUUCUCGGCCUUGAUUAAGUUAAUUCAUCUGAACUUGUAUGGAGUGAAGACAAAGCUAAUUGCCGCUGCGAUUGUCUUCUAUUGCCAUCGUUCAAAAAACGUUCCUAUAUCAUUUAAGGAAGCAGCAGAAAAAUGCAAACUCAAUAAAAAGCACCUAAGACUUCGUUACAACAAGAUUUGCUCAGUUUUAGGGGAACAAACAUUUGUUGAACCCAUUGACUACAUUCCACGUUUCUGCGAGGCCUUAGGCUUGACCCAAGCUGAUACUGUUGCAGCUUCUAAACUGUGCGUAAGAGCGAAAGAUGUUAUGGACCAAUCACAAACAGUUAGAGCAGCUGUAUCUAUAUGGGCGAUCAUAGAAAAAAAUGAAAUCCAAGUUCUGCUGGAAGAUGUUAGUAAAGUUUGUGGUGUUAGUGUAAAAAACUUGACAAAGCACUACAACCUCUUGUACCCAACGUUUGAACAUUUAUUCAAUACUCCACAGACUAUUGAAUAA